CAUUGAGGGAGGGGAUGAAGUAAAAAAACACCAGAAGAAGAAAACCCUCCCUUUUCUUUUCAUGACCAGAUCCUCAUGUGUGUGUGACGUGGGCUGGACAGGACCAGAAUGUGAAGCAGAGCUGGGGGGCUGCAUGUCCAUGCCCUGUACCCAUGGGGGGACCUGUCAGCCCCAGCCCUCUGGCUACAACUGUACCUGCCCCCCAGGCUAUACAGGGCCUACCUGCAGUGAGGAGGUGACAGCUUGUCAUUCAGGGCCCUGCCUCAAUGGUGGCUCCUGUAGCCCCAGACCGGGGGGCUAUUCCUGCACCUGCCCUCUGAGCCACACUGGGCCGCAUUGCCAGACCAGCACUGACCACUGUGCCUCUGCCCCGUGCCUCAAUGCGGGUACCUGUGUGAACAGGCCUGGCACUUUCUCCUGCCUCUGUGCUGCGGGCUUCCAGGGUCCACAUUGUGAGGAAAGGACCCAUCCCAGCUGCGCCAACAACCCCUGUAGGAACAGGGCAACCUGCCAAGAUGGCCCCCAGGGUCCCCACUGCCUCUGCUCCCCUGGCUACACAGGAGGCAGCUGCCAGACUCUGAUGGACUUAUGUGCCCAGAAGCCCUGUCCACACAAUUCCCACUGCCUCCAGACUGGGCCCUCCUUCCAGUGCUUGUGCCUCCAAGGAUGGACCGGCCCUCUCUGCAACCUGCCACUGUCCUGUCAGAAGGCCGCUCUGAGCCAAGGCACAGAAGUGUCUUCCCUGUGCCAGAAUGGAGGCGUCUGCCUCGACAGAGGCUCUUCCUACUUCUGCCGCUGCCCUCCCGGAUUCCAAGGCAGCAUAUGCCAGGACAGGGUGGACCCAUGUGAGUCCAGGCCCUGCCAGCAUGGGGCCACCUGCAUAGCCCAGCCCAGUGGCUAUCUCUGCCAGUGUGCCCCAGGCUACAGUGGACAGAACUGCUCCAAGGAAUCCAACGCUUGUCAAUCCCAGCCCUGUCACAACCAUGGGACCUGCACCCCCAAAGCUGGAGGCUUCUACUGCACCUGCCCUCCAGGCUUUGUGGGGCUGCGCUGUGAGGGGGAUGUAGACGAGUGUCUGGACCGGCCCUGCCACCCCACAGGCACAGCAGCCUGCCACUCCCUGGCCAAUGCCUUCUACUGCCAAUGUCUGCCUGGAUACACAGGCCAGUGGUGUGAAGUGGAGACAGACCCCUGUCAGAGCCAGCCCUGCUCCCAUGGAGGGUCCUGUGAGACUAUAGUAGGACCACCCCUGGGUUUCACCUGCCACUGCCCCCAGGGUUUUGAGGGCCCCACCUGCAGCCACAGAGCCCCCUCCUGUGGCCUCCAUCACUGUCACCAUGGUGGCCUAUGUCUGCCCUCCCCCAAGCCUGGCUUCCCACCCCGUUGUGCCUGCCUCAGUGGCUACGGGGGCCCUGACUGCCUGACCCCUCCGGCUCCUCGUGGCUGUGGCCCUCCUUCUCCAUGCCUACACAAUGGCAGUUGCUCAGAGAUCCCUGGACUUGGGGACCCAGGCUUCCGAUGCUCCUGCCCUCCCAGCUCCCCGGGGCCCCGGUGUCAGAGGCCUGGAGCAAAGGGAUGCGAGGGCAGAGGUGGAGAUGGGGCCUGUGACGCUGGCUGCAGCGGCCCUGAAGGAAAUUGGGAUGGGGGAGACUGCUCUCUGGGGGUCCCGGACCCCUGGAAGGGCUGCCCUUCCCACUCCCGGUGUUGGCUUCUCUUCCGUGAUGGGCAGUGCCACCCGCAGUGUGACUCUGCUGAGUGUUUGUUUGAUGGCUACGACUGUGAGACUCCUCUGGCCUGCACUCCAGCCUAUGACCAGUACUGCCAUGAUCACUUCCACAAUGGGCACUGCGAAAAAGGCUGCAACACUGCAGAAUGUGGCUGGGAUGGAGGUGACUGCAGGCCUAAAGAUGGGGAUUCAGAAUGGGGGCCCUCCCUGGCCCUGCUGGUGGUGCUGAGCCCCCCAGCCCUGGACCAGCAGCUGCUUGCCCUGGCCCGGGUGCUAUCCCUGACUCUGAGAGUGGGGCUCUGGGUAAGGAAGGAUAGUGAUGGCAAGGACAUGGUGUACCCCUAUCCUGGGCCCCAGGCCGAAGAGGAGCUGGGAGGAACCCCGGACAUCUCCCAUCAGGAGAGAACAACCCUUCACACACAGCCUGUGGGCAAGGAGACAGACUCUCUCAGCACUGGGUUUGUGGUGGUGAUGGGUGUGGAUUUGUCCCGCUGUGGCCCUGACCACCCUGCAUCCCGCUGCCCCUGGGAUCCUGGGCUCCUGCUCCGCUUCCUCGCCGCCAUGGCGGCAGUGGGGGCCCUGGAGCACCUGCUGCCGGGACCCCUACUGGCUGCCCAUCCUCGUGCUGGCACCGCACCACCCACCAACCAGCUUCCCUGGCCUGUGCUGUGCUCACCAGCGGCCGGGGUGCUUCUCCUGGCCCUUGGGGCUCUUCUGGUUCUUCAGCUCAUCCGGAGGCGGCGCCGAGAGCAUGGGGCCCUCUGGCUGCCCCCUGGAUUCAUUCGAAGGCCUCGAACUCAGCCGGCUCACCGCAGACGCCGGCCUCCCCUGGGUGAAGACAACAUUGGCCUCAAGGCACUGAAGCCAGAGGCAGAAGUUGAUGAGGAUGGAGUUGUGAUGUGCUCAGGCCCCGAGGAAGGAGAGGAGGCUGAAGAAACGGCCUCACCCUCCAAGUGCCAGCUCUGGCCUCUGAGCAGUGACUGUCAGGAGCUCCCCCAGGCAGCCAUGCUGACUCCUCCCCAGGAAUCAGAGAUGGAUGUCCCGGACGUGGACACACGUGGACCUGACGGGGUAACACCCCUGAUGUCGGCAGUUUGCUGUGGAGGAGUGCAGUCCAGGACCUUCCAGGGGGCAUGGUUGGGAAGCCCUGAGCCCUGGGAACCCCUGUUAGGUGGAGGGGCCUGUCCCCAGGCUCACACUGUGGGCACUGGGGAGACACCCCUGCACCUGGCUGCCCGAUUCUCCCGGCCAACUGCUGCCCGCCGCCUCCUUGAGGCUGGAGCCAACCCCAACCAACCAGACCGAGCAGGGCGCACCCCUCUGCACACUGCUGUGGCUGCUGAUGCUCGGGAGGUUUGCCAGCUCCUACUCCGCAGCAGACAGACUGCAGUGGAUGCACGGACAGAGGACGGGACCACAGCCCUGAUGCUGGCCGCCAGGCUGGCGGUGGAGGACCUGGUUGAAGAACUGAUCGCAGCCCAAGCAGAUGUGGGGGCCAGAGAUAAAUGGGGAAAAACCGCGCUGCACUGGGCCGCCGCCGUGAACAACGCCCGGGCCGCCCGCUCUCUUCUCCAGGCCGGAGCCGACAAAGACGCCCAGGACAGCAGGGAGCAGACGCCGCUGUUCCUCGCGGCCCGAGAAGGGGCGGUGGAAGUGGCCCAGCUGCUGCUUGGGCUGGGAGCGGCCCGAGGACUGCGGGACCAGGCCGGGCUAGCGCCCGGGGACAUCGCCCGACAGCGUAAUCACUGGGAUCUGCUGACGCUGCUGGAGGGGGCGGGGUCACUGGAGGAGCGUCACAAAACCACGCCGGGUCGCGGGGCGGGCCCCUUCCCCCGCUCGCGGACAGCCUCCGGCAGCUUGCCCCCGCGUGGGGGCGGGGCCCCAUCGCGCUGCCGGACUCUGUCGGCCGGGGCCAGCCCGCGCGGGGGCGGAGCAUGUCUGCAGGCCCAGACUUUGUCCGUAGAAUGGGCGGUGCGCGGGGGCGGAGCCUACUCGCAUUGCCAGGGUCUUUCUAAAGGAGGAGCUGGAGGAGGCCUGCGCCCCGGAGCCCGUAGGUUUUCUGCAGGCAUGCGCGGGCCUCGGCCCAACCCUGCAAUAGUGCAAGGAAGAUCCGGGGUCGCUUCCGGAAGCGGGGGUGGGGCCUCGGCUGAUGACUGGCCCUGCGAUUGGGUGACCCUAGGGCCCUACGGCCCCACCUCCAACACUCCCAUUCCGCCUCCUUGUCUUACGCCAUCCCCCGAGCGGGGAUCCCCUCAAGUUGCCUGGGGUCCCCCAACCCACCAAGUAAUACCUUUAAGCGCGGAAAGCGAGGGUCAAAAGUAGAAUGCUACAUGACAGGGAGGGAUUCUAAAAAUGGGCACCCAGUCUGGAAAGACCGAUUUUAAGAUCCCGGAGCCCCAAAAGUGAGGGGUCAUGAGUAUACUGUCCUUCCCCAGAUGAGUGUAUGCCCACUCCGUCUUCCACGUGGAGAAGCUGCAGCCCUGGAAAAAGGGUUUGGGGUGCUGGAAUGACGGGGGCCUAGCCCUUCUCCCAGGGCAUAAGGAUGAGGGGCUACCCAAGGGUGGAGUGGAACUGGGGAUAUACUUCUGAACUGGAACCAGUAACUGCAGACAUAUAAGAUGUAAGAUGUUCUUUCCUGUAUAUUGUAUCCAAAGGAAGCUUCUAUCACCCAUCACACCCACCACCCACAAAUGGCUGACAAAUAUUUAUUGAGUGCCCACUAUGUGCCAGGCACUGUGUAGGUGCUGAAGUGGGGGGCCAAGGCCACUCCAGCUGAUGAUUCCUUGCACUCUCACCACUUCCCUCAACAAUCCAUCGCAGGGAUGAGGCGCCAUUCUUCUCACCUCUAUCUCUAUUUAAGAACCUUCAAUCUGUCACCCCAUAAUAAAGCUUAUUUGAAAUGUUAA
Molecule: messenger RNA, 4632 nt
Organism: Lontra canadensis (Northern American river otter)
Lineage: Eukaryota; Metazoa; Chordata; Mammalia; Carnivora; Mustelidae
Product: neurogenic locus notch homolog protein 4-like
Exons: 18
Coding region: 62-4048 (1328 amino acids)
Biological process (GO): Notch signaling pathway; multicellular organism development; axon guidance
Cellular component (GO): signaling receptor complex; cell surface; plasma membrane
Molecular function (GO): calcium ion binding; signaling receptor activity; Notch binding
Source: RefSeq, a predicted model, not a curated record